AUGGCUCCAAUUGACCCCAACCAACCUGCCUUUGGGCUUGGCCAACCUGCUUUCGACUCCCAGGCCUUUCUCAAUGGCCUUGCCAACCUCGAUACUGACGGGCCUUUCAAUGCUGCCAAUGGAUUCAACCACUACGAAAAUCCCGAGCUUAUGUGCAGCUUCGAUGAGUUCUUUGCCAGUAUUCCUCUCGAUGACCUCGAUCAGUCUGGGUUUGACCAGCCAAGUUCAACCACAUCUGUCAACCGCUCUCCCCAGCCCAUUUCAACCAGACCUGUCAAGCGCUCUGCCCAGCCCAUUUCAACCAGACCUGUCAAGCGCUCUGCCCAGCCCAGUUCAACCACACCUGUCAACCGCUCUACCCAGCCAGUAUCCAACAAUCUCCCCGUGCAUGCACCAUACAGGCAAAUGACCUACGAUCCCUCGAUUGGGAUUGCAUACACCCCUGAGGACACUGAUGCCGACAAGGUCCGAAAGUGGGAGAACCUCAUCGCCCAGGCCAAUUUGGCCAAUGCCGGCGUCCCACCCUCUGCUCCUCGGCCGAUUGAAGAAGAGACAGUUGGACAAAGCCCCCAGGCUGUGGACUCGCCCAAUUCUCUGUUUGAAUCUCCUCGCUCCCCUUCCGUCGAGAUCGUCGAGACUCCUAGCACCGCUCCGUCGACUCCACCCCCUCCCCAAGCUCCUCCAGCUACAAUGGCACCUUCGAACGCCGCGACGAAUGUGAAUGCAAGUGCCAUUCCUCGCACCGUGCAGCUUCCGCGAGCGUUGACGAACCAAAAGGGCUAUGCACAACACGUUUCCCCAUUUGCCCCCGUUGCAACAAUUGCUCCGCCUCCUCCAUCCGCCCCAAAUUCUCGCGAGCUGGAGAACGCACGAUCCCGCAUCCAGAGCCUGUCUAAGGAACGCAACUACUAUCAACGCAGUUUGCGGAAGGCGACUACCAUUGACCCCAAGACAGGUAAGACGAGCCUGCAGCUUCUCCAGGCGGAGAAUGUGGCUCUUCGCCGGGUCAAUGCGAAACAGUCACAGGAGAACGGGAAUCUCAAGAAGGAGAUUGAGGAGACUCGUAAGUCGUACGCUUCACUGGUCGAGCACUACAACAACAAUAUUAAGCAGUUGCACAAGGCGCGGCUUGAGUUGCAACAGCUAAGGAAGUAG
Penicillium samsonianum is the source of this 1155-nucleotide messenger RNA. RefSeq lists its product as uncharacterized. NCBI's taxonomy places the organism in Eukaryota, Fungi, Ascomycota, Eurotiomycetes, Eurotiales, Aspergillaceae. The record is from RefSeq and is a predicted model, not a curated record. Bases 1 to 1155 code for a protein of 384 amino acids. The transcript has 2 exons.